UACACAAUCCUCAUAUAUCAUUGUAAUAUAAAUAUUACGAAAUUAUGUACGACCCGACGCCAAAAAAUGCUAAAUCCGUCAAAAGCAGACUCGACACCAUAAAUCAAAGUGACGAUAACAAACGUCCGAACAUGUCCAAAGUGCAUUCGCAUUUUUUAGUCCCCUCUGAUAAGCUGGAUAAAGUGACCAGGCGUGUCAUAGCUCCGUACGCGCAGAUAGAAAGGAAAGGUUUGAAAGAUGAGGAAGUAAGGGACGGGAGAUAUCUAGACAUAAACAGGUUCAAUGUGUUCUUAGAGGACAGCGUGGAUCUUGACUCUUUGUUGUACGAAACGGCUAUGGUUCUGAAGACUGUCACUAACAGUGCCGGCGUUUUCGUAUACAUUGUUGAUAGUCUAAGAAACGAAAUUGUCAUGAUGCCACACAAUACCAAGACACCAGAACGACACGAAGUCAACAUACCCAUUGAGGAAGGAAAAGUAGCAGCAGCUCAUGUGGCAGCAACCAAGGAGUUUCUACUUUUAGAAGAUGUGCAACGCGACCGCCGAUUCGCAGAAGGGCUCAAGUGGGUAGACGCAAAGGUUGCAUUGCUGAUGCCGGUGGUAAAACCUGACGGGGAGUGCUAUGCUGUGCUAGAGUUGUAUAGAACUACCGCGGAACCUUACGAUGAAAAUGUGGUAUACACAGUAGUAAGCGUGGCAUGCUGGGCCGGCGCUGCAGUUCAUCAGGCACAAGCCCGUGUCACGCUACAGAAGACUGCUCAUCUCAAUGAGGAACUGCGAGCGUUGUUGCAAAACUAUUUCUGCGAUUUGGCUUCUAUCGACACCAUGUUGACUGAUAUGUUGGCCAUUGUGAAGUCGUUUAUGGGUGCUAUGAGGAGCAGCUUCUUCAUCAUCGACAAGUAUCACGUGGGUGAACACAUUCAGGCCGACAUGUGGGACGAUGGGUGGGCCUCGGAGAAGACAAACAUGCCAAAGAAGAGAAUGAAAAUAAAUUUAAGCCAAGAACAAACGCCAGCGGGCCUAGUUGCCAAGACAGGAGAAUUCCUGAAUGUGCGAGACGCGUACAAGGACCCUAGAUUCGUGAAGGAGAUUGAUCCUACUACGGGAGCAGUCGUACGGACGUGUCUCGCUGCACCAAUUGUGGACAAACAUGGAGUCAUUGGUGUAGUGCAGUUAACAAAUAAAACAAACGCAUUGCCGUUCAAUAAGGAAGACGAGACUGUAUUCAAAGUAUUCAUCAGCCAUUGCUCCCUGAUAGUACACUUCUACAAUAUGCAACAAAAGAAGAUUUAUCACGAUAAUUUAAACAAGAUGUAUUCAGACUUGAUCAGUCUACACUUGAAGCCUUGUAAGCAUGAUAUUGAGGAACUAAUGGAGACCAAUGGUAUUGUACUGCCACCAAACAACUUCAGAAGUUACGAUUACCACAUAAGUGAAGGCAGCAAGGAAGACAUGCCAGGUCUCAUCUGCUACAUGUUCAUGGAGAUAUUUGCGGACCACAACUUCGAGCGGCAUCAGCUGGCAGACUUUGCAGUCACAAUACUGAACUGCUACAGACGUAACCCUUACCACAAUUCGGAGCAUGCCUUCUGUUUCACCCAUACCAUGUAUUUAAUAUUGCACAGCAAUUCUGGAUACUUCGAUUUCGUGGAGACGGUAGCACUGAUGCUGGCAGGACUGUGCCACGAUCUGGACCAUCCAGGUUACAAUAACAAUUUCCUAACUCUGUGCAAACAUCCGCUGGCGUCAAUGUACAAGUCGUCGAUGCUUGAAAAUCAUCACUAUUUCCUCGCAAAGAAGAUUAUUGAGAACAAAAAUAUCCUCAGAAAGUUACCAGAUUUGGACCGCAAUCGUGUUAUGGAGGAAAUAAAAUACAAUAUCCUGUGCACAGACCUGGCAGUGUACUUCCAAAUAAGAGCGCAACUCACGCCUCUUGUCGCGGAGCAUGCUUACGACUGGACUGAUAACUCACAUCGGAGGAUGUUGAAGGGUAUAUUAAUGACAACAUGUGAUUUAUCCGGUUGUUGUAAACCAUUUGGCGUUGCAAAGGCGACAGCUGAAUCAAUUUAUGCCGAAUUUUAUAAUCAGGGAGAUAAAGAACGGGAGAUGGGCUAUACGCCACUUAGCAUGAUGGACAGACGCCGCUGCAUCAACCAACCAGCUGAACAGAUUCAAUUCCUCUCCGUGGUAGUUCUGCCCUGUCUGAUGCUGCUGCAGAACAUAUUCCCCAAUACUGUGCCACUCAUUGACAAUUGCAGGAAAACUCAAGAGGCUUGGCACGAUGAGAUAGAAAUUAGGGGACAGAGGUUAUGGAGACAGGACGACUCCUUGGUGAGCACGGCGCGCGGCCGGUUCCUCAACAGUGUCAAAUCUGAACAAGCUAUAGGAAAAUAAUAACUAACCCGCGCAAGUUCGUCUGUAUCACACUUACUUCAUAUUUAUCAUUAUAUUUCGCCCAAUUUACAUAAUAUCCUUUCAAAUUUUAGCCUGUGCUAUUCUCAUGGUGCGUAAGCUAU
Molecule: messenger RNA, 2515 nt
Organism: Achroia grisella
Lineage: Eukaryota; Metazoa; Arthropoda; Insecta; Lepidoptera; Pyralidae
Product: cAMP and cAMP-inhibited cGMP 3',5'-cyclic phosphodiesterase 10A-like
Exons: 14
Coding region: 45-2393 (782 amino acids)
Biological process (GO): negative regulation of receptor guanylyl cyclase signaling pathway; signal transduction
Molecular function (GO): protein binding; 3',5'-cGMP-stimulated cyclic-nucleotide phosphodiesterase activity
Source: RefSeq, a predicted model, not a curated record